AGCCGGGCAUGCGAGCCGGGCAUGCGGCGACCGCAGAGCGCCGGGCUGCGGUUUUCGCGGCUCCGAGAGGCCGGCCCCGGGGGGGCUCGGCCGUCAGGAAGGCUUGGCUGAAGCAAUCGUGGCUGCAAGCACCGCGGCACAGUCCGCCCGAGCAGCAGCUGCCUUGGCAGGGCGAGGGCGUGAAGGGAGACCACUCCGAGGAUGUUCCGGCUGUCCGUUUGGUUGUUGGGCCGGGACCCACAGCUUCGUCCUCGAGCGCUGCCGUCCAUGAGGCUUGACAGCAAGAAGGAUGUGCCAGAGGCGUCACUUGGCAGCGCGCCAAGUCAAACUCACAAGGAUCCCAGGAGUGAGCAGGUCCGGCCUCAGACCCCUGUCAAGGCCAAGACGGCGCGAGGCCGACCCUGUUUGGAUGCGCUGGUGAUGGCGGCCCGAGCCGCGGCGGCCACUACACUGGCGGGAGUUCCGUCCACAUCUGGAGAUCUCCUCCCAGUGGACUUCUUUGAUGUAGGCCCAAGUUCGCCCACCUGGGGCUUACCGAGGCCGCGCACAUCCGAGAAGAAGACAAAAGACAACGCCAGUUCUGGAGGCAGCGCCACCACAGCUCGAGAGGACUCCAUACCGCUUGGAGCUCCGCCUCCCAGCGCCAGCGCGGGCCGUGCGGGCUUUGACAGGGAGGCUCCCAGGCGCCCUGAUGCGAUGGCCUCGCUGGCCGAGGUCGGCGCGGUGCUGAGCGCCGUGCCCAGCAGGCACCGCGAGGUGCGGCAGGGCUUCGGUCGCUUGUCGUCGGGGAUGGCAGGUGGACCUGCGUUUCUUUCUGCCAUCCCCGAGGACCUCCUGGUACAGGUGCUCUCAGGAAGUUUAGCCUCUGAGCCGCUGGCGUGCUUGGCGCAAGCCUCGCGGAAGAUGAAGGCCAUCGCCAAGGUGGUGGCUUUGCAGCGCUUGCUGGAACACGUCGAGAACGAGGAGGCCGUGACGCGGAUGCCCUCCACGCCGGCACCGCCGGUGGGACCCGCCUGCCCAUUGCAUCGCUUGUUUCUGCAGGAGCGCACGGAAGCCUUGCUUCGGCCCAGCAUGGGAGUGCUUUGGCAGCCCUUGGUCUUGGCAUCAGGCCGACAAAGAGCUGAGGGAGGCAUCGAGCAGCUCGAGGAGCUCUUCCACUGCGGAGGCGGCUCCCAUCCUCUUCUGCUCUGCCCACGACAACGACCCCUGAUCCGGUCGGUGAGUUGUGGCAAGGACCACUUGUUGCUCUUGGACCACGCAGGGCAUGCUUGGGCCAUGGGUGAUCCAUGGGCCUCUGGCGUAGCUUGGCCUUCCGAAAGUGAGGAGACCGCCCGUCUGGAGACGAAGCCGGCGCCGCUCACGAGGGCGACUCCCUUGCAGGUGCUAUGGACGGUGCCUUGGCACGGUGGCCUGUGGCAAUGGGCACAGCAUCGCCAUGAGCCGCGAGGGGGACCUCUAUCUCUGGGGACGAGCCUUGGAUCAGGAGACCACACGUCUGACGUCGUACCGGCGGCCCAGCAAGGCCAGCUUCCCCAUCUUGGCCUGCGACAUUGCUGCGGGCGACAGUCAUGUGGCGGCUGUCUGUUGGACUGGGGCGGCGUAUUUUUGGGGCGAGAACCAUCAUGGCCAGUGUGCUCGCGAUCCGAAAGUCAUUCCAAUCCCCUGUUUGGAGGCCCAACUGCUGGUCCGAGCACCUGCUCGCGCUGCUGGUGGCCUCCAAAACGUGCACGCAUGGCGGGUGGCUUGUGGCAGGUAUCACACGGCGGUGUUAAGCACCGGUGGCGCCGCUUUCACCUUUGGCGACGGACUCUCGGGGCAGCUGGGGCGCCGGCCCGAGGAAGGCAGCGAAGGUUGGAAGCCGACCCAAGUCACGGCCUUUCCGGAGGGUGUGCAAAGCAGCCUACUGGUUCAGGUGGCGUGUGGAGACGACCACACGAUCUGCCUCACAGAGUUCGGGCAACUACUCACCUUCGGCGGAGGUGAGCAGGGCCAGCUGUGCAUGGGAGGCUGCCGUAGCCAUCGCCUGCCAGCUCUGGUGCGGCAAAUGCAUGGUGUGCGGGAGGUCGUGGCUGGCGGCCAUUGGACCUUGCUCCGCUGCGGCGAACGGAAGGUCUUCUUCGCCGGUCGCCCCACCCUGCGCGAAGGCAGGCGGACCACCGGCGGUGUCACCAUCCAAUCGUGGCAGGCAAGUCGUGGCCUGAGGGUGAUAUUUUGUCGACCGAGUCUGUGAGGAAAUGCGCGAGACAUGGCAUGUUUCAGCGAAGUGGAAGGGUUGCUCACUAAGUAAGGGAUACUAAGUAAGGGAUGCAGAUCUAGGGAAGAAAGAUUGGUACAAUCUGUGCUUGGUACAUAUGUUGUGUGUGCUGAGAGUCAUGAGCCUGUUGCGUGAUAUGCCCAACUUAUCGCUUGUAUCACUGUGUCACUCACGUUUUAUAGACCACGUUAAAACUCCUCAGAAGGGGGCUUCGGCAUCCAUUUGGUUGACACUCAGCCUAUCUCAGUCUCAGCUUUUUCUCCCAGAUCUAGUUUUUUCGGGAACAACUGACCACAGAGCAACGCGGUGUGUUUGCAUUCCAAUGAUUAAAUUAUCCCCGCGCCCAUGAACACUUUGACCUGAAAGGCAGAAGCUGUCAACAGGACGGCUGCGGCAAAGUUCCGCUCAGGCAAUGUCUAUAAUAGAUGUGAUUGGAACCUGCAUGUCUUCGUGGGUAGCAACACCGAAUAAAACCUCUAAUGGGGUGGUUGAUAGAGACGAGCUGCAGGAAAAACCCAGAAAAAGUUCUACAAGCCAACGUAGAACAGAAGACGCUGCUUGGCGAUGCGUUGCAUCCGCUCAAAUCCAUAUGAAUCCUAUAAUAAUGAUGACCGCGGAGAUCGAUAUUUCCCUGCAAUCGCUUCCGUCUAUCCAAACAUGAAAGUGGAACACUAGGCUACUAGUAUAGCAAUGGCGGAAGACUUAAUCAGUGCAAAUCUCUCUUGGUUAGAAAGUCCGAUUUUAGACCCAGCCAGAUUGUAGUAAUAGAAGCCCAGCCCACCAGGCAGUCCCACAUGAGUUUUGGUUUUCUUGAGGCUUGGGAGAAGACGAAGUCAGGACACCGGUUCGUGCAAGUCAGGACAUCGUUUUGACAAAGUCACCAACUGCAGAUUCCAAGAGCAUGAGCGAUGGUCUUCCAAAAGGAAGCACACCAUGUAUCAUGAUGGCCUUGUUUGAAGGCGAAAAGAGCAAUUCUAGAAGGGACCAGUAGGGCCAAGGGACUCGGAAUCUGGGGCUCCGGACUCCAAGGUCUAAAUCAUGAUAAUCAGCUCCUGGACCUGGCCGCACCUCCUGGGACCUGGAGGAGGUCUUUGGGGGUCCAAGUUCACUGGGAGAGUUUGUAGCUCAGCUGGUCGUUGAUGGCGAAUUCACCCGUGUUCUGCAUGGGGCUGGGUGAAGACGGUGAAGGUGUUGUUGAUGUCCUCCAGAUCGAGAAGACUUGUGGGUAGAAUCAUUACAUCAUCAUACAUCA
This is a messenger RNA of Durusdinium trenchii, 3506 nucleotides long. The record is from the annotation of a GenBank genome assembly. NCBI's taxonomy places the organism in Eukaryota, Dinophyceae, Suessiales, Symbiodiniaceae.